UCAGGCUUGGACUCCUUGAAGAAUCCUCCCGCUGACUGGCCAUAUCCGGCGCAUGAUCUCCGAGCAAGGCUAGCAGAAGUGAAGUCUAGGGUCAAGAACAAAGAGUACGGGAACGAUUACGAGUUCCAAGUGGAGUUGUUCGAGAAGGUGUUUGCACCUGCGCACAGUGGACAUUUGAUCUUCUAUCCUGACCUUCUCGUAAACCCAUGGUACUGGAGUAGAACGGUAUCCUUGGUAUCGGUCAGCAAGGAUGGGUCCGCAUUGCCCGAAAUCUUCUUCCGCGACGAUAUCUUGAACUCUGUUGUCGAUGCUUCGCCUUUGUCCAAGAUCGAUGGGCAAGAUGCGCAGAAGUUCAUUGAAGAUCUCGUAUUUCGGGCAGCCUCACAAGAUCCCGAUGCGGGCUACAACGCCAUGUUUUACAAUAAGGCAUAUGUGGCGGCCCAUAUUUCGAACGGCGGUUACUUUGCUCAAGGUGGGCGCACAAGUAAUAUCUACCCGGGCGAGAACACAACCUACACGUUCGAAAACGGCACGUCCAUCACAGUUGAUAAUGUCGCUCUGCUGAAGUGGGACUUCACUGGAGCCACAGACAACUUCUUUUUCAUCAAUCGAUACGCCGGAGGAGGUAGCAAAUUGUCAAGUCCCAUCAAGAUUCCCAAUCAGCCUGCAGGAUACCCGACGGCAGUUAUUGCAACGAAAGAUGGCACGUUGGCUGGCUACUAUCUCUCUGGUGAUGGUCUGGAUGAUGUCGCAGUGCUUAGCGUACUUUCUUUCUCGCCCAGCAGUGUCGUCGAAUAUCAAGCGGUAGCCGAAACUUUCCUUGCAGACGCGAAACGCUACGGCAAGAAGAAGCUUGUAGUCGACCUCAGUGCCAACAAUGGAGGGUACAUUCUCUCGGGUUACGACCUCUUCCGGCAACUCUUCCCGCAGACUGAGCAAGUCGGCCUAACGCGCUUCCGAAAUAAUGAUGUCCAAGAUAGAGCCAUCAAGAUCAACCAGAAAAUCGUGCCCGAAAGAUUUGACCCAAGCAAGGGCGCCAUGGAAGAAGUUCGAGCGUACGAGAAGAGCUGGAAUUACCGACAUGACUUGGACAUCGAUGGGAAGAAAUUCCAGAGCACGGAGCAGAAGUGGGCAGAUCACAAGGUUGGGGAGUCGAGCUACAGCUCGCUGCUGCAGUGGGAUUUGAAUGAUCCGUAUUUGACCACGAAGGGUCCGGUAGCGUUUGGGACGGAGAUCACAGGGUAUGGCAACAGGACCAAUUUCACCCAGCCGUUUGCUGCGGAGAACAUAAUCAUACUUACCGACGGAUUUUGUGCCUCCACAUGCUUUCUUUUCAGCGACUUCAUGAAGCAGGCAAAGGUCAAAUCCAUAGCCGUUGGAGGAUUACCAAACACCAAACCCAUGCAAGCGGUUGGUGGCGUCAAAGGCGGUGAGCUCGCCACCUGGGAUACGCUGUAUCAAAGAGUGUACCAGGACGCUUUCUACCUUUGGCAGACACAGAACAUGUCUGAUCCCGACUACGUUUGGAUGGACAACACAUUCUUAAACCAUCGAGAAUACAUAGGAUACACCGCGACAGCAGGCGUCAACAUCCGCGACGUCGUCCAGCAGGAUCACGUCGAUGACGGGCUCGCGGCGCAAUUUGUGAGGGAGGAAGCUGACUGCCGGUUGUUCUACACCAAGGACAUGAUCGUUGAUGUGGAGAAUGUGUGGAAAAAGGCUGUAGAUGUGGCGUGGGGGAAUGGAAAAUGUGUCAAUGGCGGCCUGUCGAAAGGGAGUGCAUUGAAGACCCAGAGCGCGGAAAGGCAGACGGCAAAGCCUCGAGACAAUCCAUUGGAGGUGUUGAGAACACCAAAGAUAUUGGAAGUGCAGGAGGAGACCGUAGAGAAGAACGCAGCAUGGCUGAGCUUGCAUGGGCAGCCUGCCCUAGAAUAAGCUAGUUCUGGAACAUCGGAAGAAGCCUAC
Messenger RNA from Paraphaeosphaeria sporulosa, 1965 nucleotides. RefSeq lists its product as uncharacterized. The record is from RefSeq and is a predicted model, not a curated record. The annotation marks the transcript as partial. Gene Ontology annotation, molecular function: serine-type peptidase activity. Gene Ontology annotation, biological process: proteolysis. Lineage: Eukaryota; Fungi; Ascomycota; Dothideomycetes; Pleosporales; Didymosphaeriaceae. The transcript is spliced from 3 exons.